Messenger RNA from Esox lucius (northern pike), 1370 nucleotides. RefSeq names its product transmembrane protein 186 (gene tmem186). NCBI's taxonomy places the organism in Eukaryota, Metazoa, Chordata, Actinopteri, Esociformes, Esocidae. The transcript is spliced from 2 exons. The record is from RefSeq and is a predicted model, not a curated record. Gene Ontology annotation, cellular component: mitochondrion. Bases 176 to 874 code for a protein of 232 amino acids.
GAAUGACGCUUUGGCAGGUUUGGAAGUGGAUUUUUAAAAUCUUUACUUCCUGUGUCAAAGAGCAAUUUCUUUCCUUGUCUCUGUCUAGCCCGGACUAGCUACAUAUAAAAGUGUAUUUUUUUUACCUGUACGUGUGAUGUUUUCUCGAAAGGUUUAGCUAUACAAGCUAGCUAACAUGUAUAGGUCAAGAACACACCUGCCUCGGUUGUCUUUCCAGGCUCUGGCUCACUGCAGAGGAUACAGUUUGCUGAGAAGAUCCUCAUGCCAGAAUCUCUGUAUCCCACAACCCCAUAGACCUAGUACACCAGAUCCAAGAUGGAUGCCUAGUAUUAAACACAGCAACCCAGCGCUCCUAUCACCUACACUCAUCACUCUAGCCAGGUGCUCUUACCUAUCAACACAAAAAUAUAACCUCAUCUACUCACUACCUCACAUGAAAAUCCUCAGGACGGUGUCCAGACUCAAACUGCUCCAAACCGGAAUUACGAUGGUCGUGCUCCCUCCCGUGUUCUACAUGUAUCUCCAUGGAGAUGCUUCUUACUUCCUGGUUACUUACAGCACUGGGAUUGCGGCAUUUGCUGCCGUCAUGUUAUACACUGCUAGUUACUACCUGAGACGCGUCAUUGGGAAGAUGUACCUGGACGAGUCACAGACUAUGCUAAAAGUGUCUCACAUGACGUUCUGGGGACGUCGUAAGGACGAGUACCUUCAAGUGACGGAUGUGAUGACUCUUGGGGAUACGGGGGACUCUGCGGUCGAACCCAUACUGAAGCUGAAGAGAUAUAGUAGCUCAGAAACGCUGUAUUUUUCCAUAAAAUUGGGACGUGUGGUGGACAGGCAAGCUUUUGAGAAAGUGUUUGGGACUUUGAUUUGAUGAUGUUUUGAUGAGGGUUGGUGCUGUGAAUUGUUUAUCUGCUCAGAGAACCACCAGAUUAUUUAAGUAAAACAUUGCAAGUGGGCUUGGAGCCCUCCCCUAGAUCUGCCUUGUGAGCUCCUCUUCCAGGAUGUUGCUGGACAUACAUUGCAGCUUGAAGGAAUUAUGUGUAGUUAGUGUUGCAAUAAUACGAUUCUAAUGCUACCUUAUUAAUAUUUAGAUGUUUGACAUGCUUUUCUAUACAUUCAUCAAAAGGAGAGGCAGUUCUGAAAAGGUUCGCUGUAAUGUGAAUGGACUUAUGCUGAUCGAAGAAUGGUCUCAUUAAGUCUGCCAACAGUCUGACUGUCCAGUAGAGGGCAGUAUAGUCAGGGAUAUAAGUAUGUAUUUCUUAUGGCUCCAAAAGUAGGGCCCAUAUUUGCAAUGAGUUGGAGUGAUGUCUGAUCAGUUUUGUCAUUUAGAUCAUAUGGAAUAAAAUCAUCUGAGUUCAGUACGACAA